CCCUUUCAAACGCUGUGGAUACCUCCAGGUGGGAAGAUAAGUAUAAUACAACCUUCUACCUACAUUGGAUCAUGAGGGUAAUGCACGUGGACCGAGUCAUGGAAGUCUAAACACAAUUGUUGAACCAACCCCUCUUCUUUCUUCUCUGCAUUUCUCACUAAAAUAAAUCCUACAUGUACAUCUAAGGAUAAUAUUAUAUUGAAUUAGAUACCCAUCCAUCACCACCUGAUAUAAUAUACAAACCAUUGGAAAGGAGUUUUAUAGUAUCAUAACCAGCAUCCGCAUGGAGACACCUUACUUACAUAACCUCGGAGUCAUUAAAAGCUUUUCUUUAUUCACUUGAAUAUUGCCCCUCGAUACCAAUCUACAUUCCAUUUCUGAUUUAGGAUUCUCACAGAUUUAUACUGCUCCAAUUGCUACACACUCUCUGUUUCGUUACAUAACAGAAGCGUCACUCUUCGUAUUGCAUUUUUACUUGUACCACCGCACGAAUAAUCGACGACGCGUACAGUUAUCUUUCACUUGGUACAAGAUUUCUCAAAUUUUACAUCUCCCUUCUCGAUACCCAGAAACGACUGAUCGAAAAAACCCACACGAAAAAGUAUCCACUCCUUAGCAUCAAAAGAAAAGGCUGCAAGGGAGAGAAAGGAAGAAGGUUCACUCACUACUUACCCGUACGUCCCUGAGAAGUUUAUCCAUUAGAUUGGAAGCAAACAACUUCACCGCUUUGAAAAAAUUCGGAUAAAGGAAGAAAAUUUCCCGAUUGGAUCAAUCUUACCAUCAAAAGUUCCAACAUCACGAAAUCUCAUCCCAUCUUUGGUUAAUCAAUACAAUCCAGACUCUUAUAUUCUUUGAGGUCAUUCGGAAACUGGGGUUGAGGUGGUGUUACUAGCCGUAGUAGUUUGGAAGUGAGGAUAUUCUCGAAUUUCGCGAAUUACAAGGUAUUCACCAAUAAAGGACUUGGCAUUUGUGAUCGACGUACAGCAUUACAUUCGACAAUUCGAUCCGAUCAUUAGACAAGUCUACACCGAAGGACUUUGACUUGUCGGUAACCCCCUCAGGAGACUUCUCCGCACUCAUUUCCUCGUUUGUCGUUCGUCUGAGUGAGCAGCAAGGGCUGAGCUUCACUACAAGUAAACAAUAAUUUCCAUUUCGUCUAAAAUUGGGAGUAACUCGAAAAACUAGAGGAAUUUCAGCCACAAAAAUUCAUCUGUGGAAUAACAAAAUAUCAGCCUUGAAUUAUUGUUUAAAAAGCAAUACUCUAGAUCGUCUGACGAUUAAACCCCAUAUCGCCAUUCAAUGCCCUCAGCAACGCCGAGGUCUACCCUCGCCAUUAGACCUCGACCACCUACAGAAUCACAAACACCCAUUAAUCGGAAACACGCACCUUGCACUUCAUAUCCAGAAAGUUCCCCUCUUGACAAUUUCUCCUUCUACAAUCCUCCUACAAUUUAUUCGGAUCGCCCAUCAAAACGAUCCAUGACCACUCCAUCGAAAACUAUCGCUGUCGUCAAUUCAUCCGGACGACAAGCUGCAUCAUUUAUCCGCGUUGCUAGUGCAGUGGGCUAUAAUGUACGAGCUCAGUUGCGAAACCUUGAUGGAAUAGUAGCUUCGGAGAUUUCAUCACUUCCAAAUGUUACUGUCCUAGUUGGCGACCUUUUCAUCAAACGAUCUUCCUCUUCAUCAUCAACAUUAGAUCCUGAGACUACCAAAUUAAAUGAUGCACUCAUUCGAGAUCUCUUCCAUGGAGCGCAGUUAGCAUUUAUCAAUACUACAUUUUGGGGCGAUGAAUAUGCUAUUGGUUGUGCCUUGGCCGAUGCAGCCGCCGCGGUUGGUAUAGAGCAUUACAUCUAUUCAUCUAUGCCUAACCACUCUGUCGUCAACUCUUCAUGGCCAUCACUCCCCUUAUGGUCCGAGAAAUACGCAGUCGAAACCUACAUUCGAACGCAACUUCCUUGCCUACGAUCAACUUUCCUCUACACCGGAAUUUACAACAACAACUUCACAUCACUACCAUACCCGUUAUUUUGCAUGGCCCUGCAACCCGAUGGAUCUUUUGAGUGGCAAGCUCCUUUCCAUCCGGAUGUACCUUUACCAUGGCUGGACGCCGAACACGAUGUCGGACCUGCAGUUUUACAAGUAUUUAAGGAUGGACCUCCUGCUUCUUCCUCGAAUCCUCGUCGCAUUCCUCUCGCUUACGAGUUUCUCUCUCCCAAACAAGCUUGCGCCGCCUUUGCCCGCGGUGUCGGCCGUCCAGUAAUAUACAAACAUAACCCCGAUAUCGAAGUACGAGUUAAGAUACCAAAAGGAUAUAAAGAGCAAUUGGUAGCAUUGGAAAGGAUGUAUGCAUUAGGGAAAGACGACCUAACACUUCAACCUCCUUACUUUGCCGAACAGGAAUUAGAGAAUAAGGUUCCGGAAGAGGCUUUGAAGCUAUGGGAGGGAUAUCGAGGUUUAGAGGAGUACGCCCGAGAAGUUUUCCCAUUGGAAGAAGCUGCAAAUGGAUUAACGUGGAUGGUGGAGGAAAAUUAUGAGGAUAGGACAUAUACGCCUAGUGAAGUGACAAAUGGUGGAGUGGAUGAAAAUCCCAACUACGAAGAAGAUGAUGACGACGAUGAUGGCCUGACUAUAGGUGGAGGACUCGGUACAUCUGGUGAAGCUACUCCCGCAAGAAAAGAAGAGACAUGGUUAGCAUGAAGGGCCUGAUCUUCUUUCUCGGCUUUUCGAUAUGCACUAGAUGACUUAUCGAUACCUCUAUCUGAUUCGAACAAUGAUCCUCUUUAUAUUUACGACUUCACGACGGUUUACGGCAUGGGAAAAAUAACGCCCCUCAAAAAGCUCUUGUAAUUUCGCAUGCAUUUACUCAUCACAACAUCAAAAUAUUACAACAAAAGCAAAGCAAAUCAAAAGCAGAAGCAAAACUUGGCAUAAAACAAAAGCAAACGAAAUUAUAUAAAUUUAAUCACAACGGACUUACUAUUCACCAACCGAACUCCGAAAAAGAUUCACGGCAUAUCAACAUGGGAGGUGCAGUGAUGAAAUGGCAUUCUGCAUUCCUCUUGCUGGGAUGAAAUGGAUAUGGAGUUGAAUAAUUACAUACAACUGGUGAACAACUGGCGGAUAGGUCAGGUAUUUAUUGCAUUGGUGUGGUGAGGAAUCGGGCCUGUAUGGGGAUUUGGGGGAUGAAAGGAAAAGGCAUCGGAUGCAUGUAUGGAAUGGAAUGGAUGUAAUUUUGGAGGAUAGGAAAAAAUUAUAUGAUUGAUUGGUUGAUUAUGUAUUAUCUUUGCUUGGCUGGGCUUAUACCGUGUUGUUGGGUUGGUCGUAGAGAAAAUAUAUAUCUAGUAUGAUGAUUAUGUUUUGAUGGAGAUGGGGAUGGGGAUGGAGGUUUCUACCUUUUAUUGAUGUGGUGUGAUCUGGCCUUGAGUGGAUAAUCAACUUUCGUUUCUUGUUGAACUUCUAUCUCUCCUAUCUUGUGUCUCUGAAAGAUAAAUAAUUAGUAGUUGUCUUUUUAAGUGGAUCUAGAACUAGUUCAAAUCUAUCUAUCUAUCAA
Sclerotinia trifoliorum is the source of this 3550-nucleotide messenger RNA. The record is from the annotation of a GenBank genome assembly. Lineage: Eukaryota; Fungi; Ascomycota; Leotiomycetes; Helotiales; Sclerotiniaceae.